Engraulis encrasicolus (European anchovy) is the source of this 2405-nucleotide messenger RNA. RefSeq names its product coproporphyrinogen oxidase (gene cpox). Gene Ontology annotation, molecular function: coproporphyrinogen oxidase activity. The transcript is spliced from 7 exons. Gene Ontology annotation, cellular component: cytoplasm. The coding region runs from base 106 to 1467 and encodes 453 amino acids. The record is from RefSeq and is a predicted model, not a curated record. Lineage: Eukaryota; Metazoa; Chordata; Actinopteri; Clupeiformes; Engraulidae.
CACAGGGCAAGACGUGCGCUGUCUCACAUCUACUCACUCACAACAGGGGUGUGCUGGAGUCUUUCGGGUGUCAGGUUCAGCCACAGGCUUACUUUUAGCCUGAAAAUGUUAACCAUUACCUUAACCAGACUGCAGACGACAACAAAAUCCACCGCAAGGAUCCGCUUCAAACCCAUUUGGGAGGCCGCUCUUCAUCACCAAGGAGCUGAUCUGUAUCCCUGUCUGGGACGUCCAUACUCCAGUUUUCGUGGACAGACUUCGCUACCUUUCUCGAAAUGGUUUCCCAGGUUUGUGUCGACCAGGCUAAUGUCGCACGGAACAGCAAAGGCGACAUCUGGCCGCUAUCGAAAAGGACUCUUCCUUGUGACAGGUGCUGCGACAGUGGCAGGGAUAUUGGCAGCUGGGGUCAGUCACUUCCAGAGAGCAGAGAUGGCAUCGAGGAUUAUCAUGCAGACCGAAACAGAUGAGGGAGAUAUAUUAGAAAGAUGUAAGUCAUUCAUGUCUGCCCCCGUCACGGACGUCGAAGUGUUGCAGCAGAGGAAAGACCAGAUGACAACAAGGAUGGAAAUGCUCAUCUUGGAAACACAGGCUGCUUUCUGCAAGGCCUUGGCCCAGGUGGAUGGCGGCACUUUCAAGGUGGAUAGGUGGCAGCGUAAAGAAGGUGGAGGGGGCAUCAGCUGUGUGUUACAGGACAGCAAGGUGUUCGAGAAGGCCGGUGUGAAUGUCUCUGUGGUGAUGGGGAACUUGCCAGAAGAAGCCGCCAAACAGAUGCGUAGCCGCGGGAAAGUGCUGAAGGCCAAAGAUGGAAAGCUGCCGUUUUGUGCCAUGGGCGUGAGCUCAGUCAUCCACCCAAAGAACCCCCACAUUCCCACAGUGCACUUCAACUACAGAUACUUUGAGAUCGAGGAGGCCGAUGGCACAAAACAAUGGUGGUUUGGAGGAGGUACUGACUUGACCCCAACAUACCUCGACCAAGAGGACGCUGUUCACUUCCACGCCACACUCAAGAAGGCCUGUGAUGAGCACCAUCCGCAGUACUACCCUGACUUCAAAAAAUGGUGCGAUCGUUAUUUUUACAUCAACCAUCGAAAUGAGCGGCGGGGUAUCGGUGGGAUCUUCUUCGAUGACCUGGACUCCCCGAGUCAGGAGGAGGCGUUUGCCUUCGUGAAGAGCUGUGCGCGCUCCGUGGUGCCUUGCUACCUGCCCAUCGUAUGCAAACAUGUCGACGACUCCUUCAGUCCUGAGCAGAAGGCCUGGCAGCAGCUCAGACGGGGCAGGUACGUGGAGUUUAACUUGGUGUACGACAGAGGGACAAAGUUUGGACUGGCUACACCAGGCUCCAGGAUCGAGAGCAUCCUCAUGUCCUUACCCCUGACAGCUAGGUGGGAGUACAUGCAUGAGCCACCCAAAGGCACCAAGGAGGCGGAAAUGAUGGAAGUCCUGCGUGAUCCAAAGGAAUGGGUGUAAACAUCGGACCGCUUGAUCACAGAGAAGAGCGAUGGAGAGAAAGAAGGAGAGAGAAUGUAUGAGUGAGUGACUGAGAGAGAGAAAGGGAGUGAGAGAGACUUGCACUUGCGUCCUUUAUAUUAUUUAUAAUAUAAAUUAUAAUUACCGGUAUCAUUAAAAAUAAAUAAUUUUUCUCUCCUCUCACUGAGCACGACUGACUCCUGGUCACGUCAGUCAUGGGAGAGUGCCUAAGGGAAAGAGGCCAUGCUGAAAGGGCAACAGGCUGUAGCUAUGCUGAUACUAGGCCGCAGUCUGUGACUCUUGCUUGACUCAGUGCCAAUACAUUGCUGAGCCAGCGAUGUGUUCAAAGCCCUACCCUGAUGACUGCAUCGGGGGUGUAUGGGGUGUGCUUCCGUUUCAACCCUGCCCCAGCCUGAAGCAUUCACCCUGGUUUACUAAGUGCACUGUCUAUGCAUGUUGUGGAAGUCAAAAUUGCAAAAUGUGAAUUGAUAAGAGGCACUUAAAAAUUAUGUCAAUUUCUUUGUGUCAAAUUGACCAGCCACUUAAAUAUUUUACUACAACAUGCGACUGGUGUGUGUUUCUGUCCCUGCUGUUGCCUAGUGUGAUUGUGUGUUGUUUACAUACCUUUCUGCUGCUUUACAUAUGACUACAUACCUGUGCUAAUGCUCCCUGUGACCACUUGUGCUUUUUGGUUUGAUGCUGUUUUGAUGCUCAAAGGCGUUUGAGUUUUGUUAUUCUCUGGGUACGAACACUUGAUGCUUUUUGCUAAAUCUUGCAACUGAUGAUGACAAAGGACUGGAUCCCCCUUCAUUUCUGCCAAAACAUAUUUGUUUGCUCAGCAAAAUAUACUGGGAAAGGGUUUCUUUCUGGAUCAACAUUUUUUUUACAAAAUACAUUUAAAAAAGUAAUUUGUAAUAAAGUUCUAUCUCAAAUUUUAA